GUUGCUGGGUGAUGGGGAUUAUACUCUCGUUGAUUCUAAUCUCGUUGGGGGUCGGUUUGUUGGUCCUAAUCCAUAUCUGCAUCGUCGGGAGGGCGAUCAGACAUGAUUUGACCGACAGCAAUGUUGCUGCUAACAUUGCAGACAGGGGCAGUUUGGGCAGCAGCAGCAUGUCCCGAGAGGACAUCGAGAAGCUGCCCUGUUUUGGUUUCGUCGAAAGGGAGAUCAAAGGGAGCAACAGCCCUUGCCCGAACUGCGCAGUUUGCUUGGAGAAUUUCAAAGUUGCGGAGAAAUGCAGGCUUUUACCUUUGUGUAACCACAGCUUUCAUGCAGAGUGCGUCGAUUUGUGGCUUUUGAGGGCUCCCGUUUGCCCGAUUUGUCGGGCUAGUGCUGACUUGAUCGAGACUCAUCCGUUGCAUGGGGAAGAAGGUAAUAAUCUUAAUGAUAAUCGAGUCGAAUCUAGAGAUGGAUCGGGAGCUGAUCCUAGAGUCGAAAAUGAAGGUGGACAAAAUGUUUUCAAUGAACAAGUUUCGAAUUUGAAUUCGGAGAUGAUUGAGGCGGGAAAUCGUGAAGAAUUUUCAGUUGAAAGUUUAAGUGAGAUUAAGGUUGAUUCAACUUGACUCAGCUCCAAUUCGACCAAAAUCAGUUCGCCUACAGGCUAAGGCGAAUCAACGUUCUUCAACCUCCGGCAAUCAAGUAGCGAAAGAUCGGUGCAAAACUAGUGACAAAAAUAGCUGACCUACUCUCAUCUCCCAGGACAAGCUCGAAAAAGUAAGAA
Molecule: messenger RNA, 775 nt
Organism: Andrographis paniculata
Lineage: Eukaryota; Viridiplantae; Streptophyta; Magnoliopsida; Lamiales; Acanthaceae
Product: RING-H2 finger protein ATL74-like
Exons: 2
Coding region: 12-617 (201 amino acids)
Source: RefSeq, a predicted model, not a curated record